AUGGGGAACACCGCGAGCGCCGACGACAAGCCCAAGCGCGUUACUUCCAAGGACCUUCAAUGCCAUACAUACGUCAAAACCUACAGAGAGGGCGAUGCGGAACUGCCUGAGGACCCCGACUUCCCGAAGCGCCUUCUAGAGCAGACGCGUUCAUAUGACUUCUCCAAUCAAGUUGGGAAUGGCCAUGGAACGUAUAUAUUCUAUCCGAACAAGGACAAGCCAAAGAUGUGGGUCGGGCAGUACAGGUGUCUGAACCCUGACGAUCUUCUGUGCAACCAAGGCUGCCCUCCGGAUGCUUCAACGGCAGCAGCACAGUGCGGCGAAGCCGCUGCUGAAUGUAUAGACCCAGUUGGCUGCGGCUUGAUGCAAUAUUGCAUGCCAAGCUACCAAGAAAAACCCUCCAGAACCACUGAACUUCCAGGAGGCACGGCCUAUGCCACGGCUUCAUCCACGAAUGAAGACCAAAUGCGUAUUGAGCAGGCGCAAGUCAACAACAUGGCACAACACGCGUAUGCAAUGGCAACAGGAAACGUAUAUGCGCACGCAAACUUUGACCAACGCCUUUCAUUUUACCAAAAUCUCCACCGAAGCAACCUGCCGUGCACGCCAGUUGUAUCGAGGACAUACCAGGGAACCGAACCUCCCCAGUAA
Molecule: messenger RNA, 651 nt
Organism: Eimeria mitis
Lineage: Eukaryota; Apicomplexa; Conoidasida; Eucoccidiorida; Eimeriidae
Exons: 4
Coding region: 1-651 (216 amino acids)
Source: RefSeq, a predicted model, not a curated record